AAUAUGGAAAUUACUUAUAACGAAUCUUACGAAUUAAAUGAAAAUAAUAAUAAUGGAAAUAAUGAUAAUAAAAAUGAUAGAAAUUUGUCUAAAUCUUAUUAUGAAAAUGACCAAAGCAAUAGUAUCGAUGAAGAUUGUAACGAUGAUGAUAACAAUUAUAUUGAAUAA
This is a messenger RNA of Racocetra persica, 168 nucleotides long. The record is from the annotation of a GenBank genome assembly. NCBI's taxonomy places the organism in Eukaryota, Fungi, Glomeromycota, Glomeromycetes, Diversisporales, Gigasporaceae.